AUGAAGCUUGCAGUAAUCCUGUUGAUAUUAGCGACAACAUACGCUUACACAAUAGUUCCAACACUAGAUAUAGACCUAGAUGGCCCAGCAAAAUAGAGAUUCUAACCAGCUGUUCAAUUAGUCUUGAACACCUAUGGAUAUGAUGCUUCUUUUGGUGCUUUCUUUUCUUAUCACAAUGAAACUACCUUCAAACAUUUAACAUCUAAGGACUAUGCUAUAUUAGCUACUUCCGUAAGAACUUAUUGGCCUUAAUAUGCUUAAGAACUUGAAGGAAUCGUGGAAGCUUUCAAUAGAUCUGAUGUCACAUUUGAGUAUAUGGCUGCUUGGGCUUAUUUCCAUGAAAUCGGUCACUCCUUAUCAGUCAAUAUUAAAGAAUGCACCGCCAUAUUAUUAUAGACUAAAGAUGGUAUUAUUCAUGGAAGAAACAUGGACCAGUCUCCAGAUGCCGGUAGAUUACUCGUCAUUCAUUUCAAAUUUAUAAAAAAUGGUCAAUAUAUUGGUGAAUCUGUUGAUUAAUAUUGGUUCAAGACAGGUUUUGUUACCAUGUUCAAAUAUGGAGUUGUUUCCUUGUAAGAAAACUGGAGAUAUGGACACUAUUUGCCAUUAUUUAUGUUAUUGAAGAAAAUCUCAGCAGGAACAACAUCACUAGGAUGGACAUUUAGACAUAUCCUUGAUUCUGACAUUAAUAAUUUCGAUUAAGCAGUUACAUAUUUAGAAAAUGUGAUUGUAGCAUGCUCACAAUACAAUAUUGUUGCCGGUACCAAAUUCAAUUAAGGCGCUAUUAUUUCUAGAGAUCCAAUCUCAACUUUUCCAACCUUAUUCUUCAAUAACACUGGAUUAGGAAACGAUCAAUUCUAAUAUAUGGUUUAGACUAAUUAUGACCAUUGGCACAAAGACCCUAAAGGUGAUUAAAGAAGAACAAUUGCAUAAAAUUUAUUGGCUAAUUUAACUAGCACUAUGCAAAAUGAAUUGGGAGUUUAUAGUGUUAUAAACACAUAUCCAAUUCAUAAUGAAGGUACCUUUUACACAGCAAUUAUGAAUGUUGCUACAGGCAGAUUUAAUUACUUUGGAUAAGAAGGAAUUACUCCAUUUAAUGAUCUAGAGUGA
This is a messenger RNA of Paramecium tetraurelia, 1107 nucleotides long. RefSeq lists its product as uncharacterized. The record is from RefSeq and is a predicted model, not a curated record. Gene Ontology annotation, molecular function: hydrolase activity, acting on carbon-nitrogen (but not peptide) bonds. The transcript has 2 exons. NCBI's taxonomy places the organism in Eukaryota, Ciliophora, Oligohymenophorea, Peniculida, Parameciidae.